CAGUUGUUUUUGUGCAACUACUUUGUGCAUAUUCAAUUUUCAAUAAAUUGUAAUUGUAAUUGUAAUUGUAAUUUUAUUGCAUACGGUAUUCUGUUGGUUUACACCUAGUAUCAGGACAAAAAAUAAAUAAAAUACAGAUCAGUAAUACUCAUUUUCAAACCACAACCAUUAUGGGAAAAGUUUUGUCAAUAGUUGUUCGACAAGCAAACCUAUACAAUGUUGAAAACCGCGCUCAAAAAGUCAUAUCGCAAGCUAAACCUCAACCUGCGCCUACAUUCGAAUCGAAUCUAAAGGAUCUGGACAGAGUACUGAAAAAACAUCCCGAUCUGAUACAAGAGCUCAAUGUGAAGAACAAGGCGCUAGACGAUAAACUAAAAGUUGUGUUUGUUACUUCAACGGAUUCGGAACACGAGCCACUUCGGGCACAAGAUACCGAGAAAGCACUACCGUCGGAUCGAACAACUACAGACGACUUUGAAUUUGGGCAUCUAGAACCUUUAAAAGUCGCAAAAGGUCAUUGCACGUUACGUCAAGCAAUAAAAUUCAUUUCAGAUCAUCAUAGCUCAGAAGCCGAAUGGACAACAAGCAAGAUAGCAAAGGAAUAUAACAUUAAGGAAUCGGUAAUUCGCAACAUUUUGAGCUACUUCAAAACUUUUGAACUACACGUGCCCGAUGAAAAACUUGAAAAACGAAAAUUGUUAUUAAAAAUACCUAAUAAAACUGAUUCAAUAAAGUGAAAA
Molecule: messenger RNA, 740 nt
Organism: Topomyia yanbarensis
Lineage: Eukaryota; Metazoa; Arthropoda; Insecta; Diptera; Culicidae
Product: protein NDUFAF4 homolog
Exons: 3
Coding region: 171-737 (188 amino acids)
Biological process (GO): mitochondrial respiratory chain complex I assembly
Cellular component (GO): mitochondrion
Source: RefSeq, a predicted model, not a curated record